AUGGAACUUCAAUUAGUUCAAAACGGUUUCGAUUAUGUCCGCAAAAGAAAGAAAUGGACCUUCAUCUUACUCGCAGUAGGGUUCACCACUUACGCAGAAGCCGUUUCCGAUUCUGCAGAUACCAUUGGUAUUGUCACCAAAGACGUGAAUGAUUUCUUACAAUCCGAUUCUGAUCGAGUUCCGAAUAGUUUGAAUCAAAUCUCUAAAUUAUCUGCCUCGAAACAGUUUUCAGAUUCUUUGGUUAGUAUCAUGACUUCCGUAACUGUCGGAGUCUUGCGCGGUUAUCAAACCGUGAACCGGAGUGAUGAAAUUCAUCCGUCCGGUUCUGGUUCAAUCAUUGCGGACAAGAUGAAACAAGUUAGGAGCUCUAUGCAUUGA
Molecule: messenger RNA, 378 nt
Organism: Vicia faba (fava bean)
Lineage: Eukaryota; Viridiplantae; Streptophyta; Magnoliopsida; Fabales; Fabaceae
Source: the annotation of a GenBank genome assembly